This is a messenger RNA of Rotaria socialis, 1179 nucleotides long. NCBI's taxonomy places the organism in Eukaryota, Metazoa, Rotifera, Eurotatoria, Philodinida, Philodinidae. The record is from the annotation of a GenBank genome assembly.
AUGAGAAGCAGAGUUGCAAGUAAACUGAAAUGUCAGUUGGAAAAUUCAUUUUUCGAACUAGAUGAUGAACUAAGAGCAGCGGGACCAAGAAAAACAAGCGGAGCUGCAGCUACGCUUGCUCAAGUUGAGAUUCUGAAUAUCUUUCGUCAAUUGGAUGCACACGGGAAUAUUCGCGCUAUUCGAUUUCUCUACGAAGCGAAACAACGCACUGAUACACCGGAGAAUCGUUCGCUCGAUCUUUCAACGGCAGAACUUAGUGAUAUUGAUUUCCGUGAAGCAUCGAUCGAUAAAAGAAUAUUGAAUGAUUUAUUAUUGACCGAUGUUUUUCUAUCGAAUGCUACGUUUAUAGGCAUCAAGAUGGCACAUGUUAAUUUUGCUCUUGCUCAGUUGAACACAGCUAAUUUUUCAUCUGCUGGCUUCAAUAAUACUAGCUUUGCAUCCACUCCUCUUUCUAAUACCAUUUUCGCUGACGCUACAUUUAAAAAUGUUAAUUUUUCAUCUAAAAAUAUUCGCGGUGUCAAUUUUACGCGUAGUACCCUCGUCCAUGUCGAUUUCUCAUUCUCUAUGCUUUACAAUGUUGACUUUUCAUCCGCUUCGCUUACUAAUGUCAAUUUUUCACACGCGCAACUCAUUAAUGCCAAAUUUCCAUCUGCGACCCUCAAGGGUGCUGAUUUUUCAAACGCUCAGCUCACGAAUCUCAAUUUUACAUCCACUAAUCUAAUUUUAUCCGAUUUCUUUCAUGCCAACGUAUCUAAUACGAAUUUUCGCCAAUCCAGUUGUGUUGCAUCUAAAUUCAAUUAUGCUUCACUAUCUUAUUGUAACUUUUGGUAUUCAAAUCUUAAGUACGCUGUAUUUCACGAGGCCUAUUUGAAUCAAGCUAAUUUUUCUCGUGCCAACCUUUAUAAGAGUGAUUUUACUAGUACCAAUAUUAUGGAGAGUGAACUGAAAGAUGCUCUCUCUACUGAAGAUGCUGUAAUAUCAAAUGGAACAAUUGUUCAUGAUGAGAACUUGAUCAACGAGGGUCAAACUGACUAUAGUAUUUCUCAUAUUAAUGGUUGGACACUGAGCAAUGGUAAUGUCACUCCGGUCAUAUCUAACAAGAGUGGCUCGAAUUGUCAGGUCACCUUACAAUCACUCUAUUGGAGCUACUGUGUACCAACGUGCCAGUUUAUCAGAUAA